Messenger RNA from Paramecium octaurelia, 218 nucleotides. Lineage: Eukaryota; Ciliophora; Oligohymenophorea; Peniculida; Parameciidae. The record is from the annotation of a GenBank genome assembly.
AUGGACAUUCCCCUUACAACCAUUAUUUUGAUGAAUCCUAAUGGAACUAUUUAAAUUGGUACUCAACCCUGGUUUAAAGGCAAAAAGGUGAUGAAAUGUUACUAGUGUCAGUAAUCAAUUCAAUUAUGUUUAGAAGUAAUAUUGUUUUUGAAGGCAAAUAUAACUAAAUUAAAUGCACUAAAUGCAACACAGUUAAUCAAGUGCCGGUAAUCUAAUGA